UGCGCUGCAGAGUCGGGCCGCCGGUGCACGCUCGCCUCGACGCUGCCCGAAAGGUUCGCAUGGAUGCCGUCACCGAGGGCUUCGGCACGCGCUGACGGUCGUACAACGGGCGGCACCCGGCCGCCGGACUUCGGCCGCUGUGCAUGGGACCACCUCGUGAAUUAUGGAAUACUUCUGGGAGAAAGUGAAGAUGGCUCGACCCCAGAAGAGCGAAGAGAAUCCCAAGUGCGUACUGUCCAAGCCAACCAGCGGCCGGACGAAGAGAACCUCAAAAGCGUGGUAUCUGCAGUGUCCGUCGGCGAAGUUCAUCGAGAAGGUUUUCUUCUCGCGGCCACUGAAGAUUCGACAAGAGGCGAACGAAGGACUCGCAGACUUUGGCCAGAGCGACUUCGUGCUGGACUGCCUGGAAUGGCACAACAGGUUUCGCAUUCAUCACAGGGCUCCUCCGCUCAGGUUAUCUUACAAGCUAUGCAAUCUCGCUCAAUACUGGGCAAACCAUUUGGCUCACACCAACGACUUCCACUACAAGAAGUUCGAAGGCCUUGGGGAGAACCUCUUCUGCCGCUGGUCUUACGUUCCAAACUUUGACGUUACAGGAGAGCAAGUAGCCAAAUACUGGUACAGUUAUGUCAAGUACUACAACUUCUACCAGGAGCCCUCACUGUUACAUGUACAGGCAGGCCACUUCAGCCAAAUGGUAUGGCUCCGCAGUACGGACUUCGGCGUGGGCCGAGCAAGCACCCGUCAAGGGAAAAUCAUAGCCGUGGCCAUGUACAAGCCAGCAGGGAACAUCAUUGGAGAAUUCCAUCAUAAUGUCCUCCCGCCUAUUCUUCCGGACAGCUCGGACGACGGGAGCGUGACCGCGCCAUAUGGUCUGGUACCACCAUCUCCACGGAUGCCUCUCAACAGAAUGACGUGUCCGGCGCAGGGUUCCCCUGAAGAGCCCAUGUGAUAUCAAGUGUGUCCUUAGUAAAGUGUCUCUGGUAGAGGAACAUGUACAAGGGGGUUUCCCCUGAAGAUCCCCUGUGACCGCAAGUGCACCUUGGAGAAACGCACGUGUGUGGUAGAGGAACGUCUACAGUGAAACAUAGCGUUUCUGCCACAGGGUUUCCCUGAAGGGCCCAUGUGAUUUUGAGUGCGUUUCUGCGGAGGCGUAUGUGGUAGUGGAACAUGUACAAGGGCCUCCUGAAGAGCCCCUAUGAUUUCAACAGUGUCUUCUCCGAAGUGUGUGUGGUACUGGAACAACAAAAACAACAUAUAUAAUGAUGAUGAUGAUGAAUGGGGAAAUUCGCCACGUGAGUAGUGGAACAUCUACAGUGAAACAUGGCAUUUUUGCCGUAGAGGUUCCCUGAAGAGCCCAUGGACGUGAUUCAAGUGUGUCUCUGAAGGAGUGCUUGUGGUAGUGGAAUGUGUACAGUGGAACGUGCCGUGUCCAUCACUGAGUUCUCCUGAAAUGAACAGCCCAUGUGACAUGAAGUGUGUUUUUAGGAUAAGUGUGUGUGGUAGCGGAACAUGUACAUGACAUAGUGUUCCUUCUGUACAGGAUUCUUCUGAAGAUACCAUGUGAUAUGAAAUAUGUUUUUAGAGAAGGGUCUGCGGUAGUGAGACGUGUGCAGUGAGAUAUGCCACAAGGUUCUCCCUUUCAUCUGAAGUGCGUAUCUAUUUCCAGGAGUGUUUGUGGUAAUGGAACAUGUGCGCUGGGACGGUGCGGGGUCUUUCGGGGUGGCUUUUGCAGAACAUAAUGGACAUUCAACCACACCCCUGUGAUAGCAUUACCGUGACUACAAGUAUAACACUAGAGAAUCUGCCUCUGAUAAGUGCCACUCUUUUUCUUUUUUUUUCGAAUCCAUACUUCAUACAGGGAAUGCGGCCGAAGCCCUAAUGCCUGACCACAUCGCUAAAGGAACUAGGGCACUCUUUGCGCAUGAACCAUUCCUCUACAGGGUAUGGUCCGGAAACACAAGUGUACCCAUGGGACUACAGCCAGAAGAAUUUUUAUUUUUCACUUUACACUUUGUCAUUAUUUCGGCGCAUUUUAAAAACAAUAUGAUACGAGUUCGCGACAUUUACCUAACUAUAAAUCAAAAUGUAUCUGUUUAGCUGGCAAUCUUCUCAAAUUGUAACCGAGGUCAAAGUCAGAGAAACAGAAAACAUUUACUUAUUCAUCGUAGCCCUGUACCACAACUCAUCAAACUCUGACGUCACUGCACGUCUCAGAAAGUGAGGCAGCGCGGAAGAGGUCACGUGCCUACGAGAACCAAUGGCGAUGGCCGAAGCUCUCGCUCUUGUGACGUCAGAGCCUGACGGGGGCGUGUCUUUGACUGUUUUUUUCUUUUUUUUUCUCGGCAAGCGCGACAAAAUGGUUUUUCUUUUUACUCAAUACUCUGGCAUACUCUGGCAUGCUGUACAAUGCGUACAUUACGCAAUCGACACAGUCUAUCAAAGUAUCAGAACGCCUUUACGCACUUUUUACAUAUAGCCUAACGGAGGAAGGUGCAUGCACUGUAUAACAUCGAAAAACUAGCCGAGCAAAUAUACGCCUUCGUAGCGUGUCCGUCUACUAAUCCCAAGGUUGCGGGAACGAUCCCAACCGAGGACGCUAGCGACAUGGUGGCAGGGUGGCGUCGCUCAUCAUCGUACAGUCAGAGCUUCAUCGCAUAGCAUGCUCUGCGCGAGCCAUUGCCACGAAGGAUAGGGUUAUGUCGUUUCUGCUUCGACGACAGAGGGGCGUACGCCUUUUUGGUGGCACAUAGCAUAUAGCAGACAUAUGUCGGCACAGUUCCCUUAGAAGUCGGCCCAGGACGCACAUUCCCCCAGGGCGUCAGUCGUGACGUUGCCUACCUCUGUGAGGCCGACAACGGCGAGCCCUUCCACCACCACCACCGUGGCAAUUGUCAUACAAUCCGAAGUGACAUAAAAAG
Messenger RNA from Ornithodoros turicata, 2921 nucleotides. RefSeq names its product Golgi-associated plant pathogenesis-related protein 1-like. The record is from RefSeq and is a predicted model, not a curated record. The coding region runs from base 164 to 952 and encodes 262 amino acids. Lineage: Eukaryota; Metazoa; Arthropoda; Arachnida; Ixodida; Argasidae. The transcript is spliced from 6 exons. Gene Ontology annotation, cellular component: extracellular region.